This is a messenger RNA of Debaryomyces fabryi, 408 nucleotides long. RefSeq names its product Soh1p (gene SOH1). The transcript has a single exon. The coding region runs from base 1 to 408 and encodes 135 amino acids. The record is from RefSeq and is a predicted model, not a curated record. Lineage: Eukaryota; Fungi; Ascomycota; Pichiomycetes; Serinales; Debaryomycetaceae. Gene Ontology annotation, molecular function: transcription coregulator activity. Gene Ontology annotation, cellular component: core mediator complex; mediator complex. Gene Ontology annotation, biological process: regulation of transcription by RNA polymerase II.
AUGGACGAAUCUUUACCAACCAGAUGGGAAAUAGAAUUGGAGUUUGUCCAAUCUUUAGCGAAUAUUCAGUAUUUGAAUCAUUUAGCACAGAAUAACUAUUUAAGUAAUCCUGAAUUUUUAAACUAUAUUGAAUACCUUAAUUACUGGAAAGAACCAGAAUAUUCGAAAUACUUAGUAUACCCAAACUGCUUGCACAUAUUAACUCUAUUACAGAACGAAGAGUUUAGAAAAAAUAUUUUGGUUCCAGAUUUCAUGAACACCGUAAUGAACGACAUGGUUAAGAGAUGGCAAGAUCAAGAUAGCGUUUUCGGCGCCACUCCCCAAUCACAGUCAGAGGGACUCAAUGCAUCCAAUACCGAAGAUAAAGACCAACCAACGGUAGAAGUUAAUGGUCUUGGAAGUAACUAG